CGACUACGCUUGUCGUUCUCGAUCCCCCAGCCCUGCAGACGGGGUGCCAAAUACCUGCACGUGAAUUGCAGGAAGUACCACACCUGUAUGACCGACUUUACCCUCCACGAGGCGCAAUGCCCGGGCGGAACGAUGUUCAACCCGCGGUCUAAAAAGUGUGAUCUGGAGAAGUACGUGCACGAGUUCUGCUACAGAGUACGGCUUACGGAGCCCGAGCCGCCUGUGCAGAGGCGAAUCAUAACAACAACGACCACAGAGGCCCCGGAAACGACAACUCCGCCGCCGCUUUUUAACCCACCAAUUCCGUGCGAGACGAACAGUUUGUUUCCCCACGUCAACUGUACCCUCUUCUACAAGUGUGGUGACAACGGUUUUCCAUCGGUGCUGACCUGUCCCCCUUCAAGCGAACCGGUGAUCGGUACCCUCUUCUACAACGAGCGGACCAAGACUUGCGACCAAUUCAACAAUGUCCAAGAAUGCACCAUGGGCGCACAUAGAACCGUCGCCGUGAACUUGAUGAACCAGUUCAACCCCCCAUUCCCUUGUAAGAACGGAAAGACUUAUCCUCAUCCGGACUGCAAAAAGUACUACACCUGUGUGGGAGAAGUUCCCACAGAAAAGACGUGUCUUCAGCAAUUCAAAAGAAUGCACUUUACGACGAAGGGAGGGGGUUGUGUGGAUGCUACCAAAACUUUACUCAGUGGAGAGUGCAAUAAUUCGGACGAAAGACAAAUAGAUUUUCGAAAAGGAGACGGUGGCAAUAAUAACGUUGAAGAUACAAAAUAAACUUGAUAUAGGUAAUAGAAAGAGCGCAGCGUACAAAACUUAUAACUUCCAAAUAGAUCACUGACAGCUAAUUGAUUAAAAUUUUUAACUACAAAUCAAAAUUUGGUAUGAAGAACUCAUGUUGAUACCUUUAAUUCAUCAUACAGGUUACAAUAAAAUUAAAUUAUGAGUUCGUUUACAAGCAUAAUGCUGCUGUGAACUUUAAUGAUAAAACUACAUAGUACUGUGCAAAAUGUAAUAUAUACAAAUAUACACAAUAUCAACAAGCCAUUAGACGUUUUUACUUAUAGGACUAUACCCACACAUCAAAAGACAUCCAACAUGGCAAAUUCUGCAGCUUCGUCACAAAUUGUUUCUCUGCCACAGACUAUGGUUCAUCAAUAAGAAACUGCAUCACCUUCCUCAAACACUGGAUAAAGAAUAUGCAUGCUACAUGAUACUACAAGUCAUGACUGGGACACAUUUUACAUACCAUGAUGUAAUAUUUUAAACUGUUAUAGACUCUAUCAAAGAGGUUCUAAAUUCUUUAUCUUGUUGUAUUUGUCAUUGCUGACUUCAAAGCUCCUUUGGUCUUUUCCCCCCCGAGAUUCCUUCUGUGGAGAAAGUGAAUUUUCUUGAAUUUUUCACAUCUUGGGCAU
This is a messenger RNA of Lingula anatina, 1424 nucleotides long. RefSeq lists its product as uncharacterized. The record is from RefSeq and is a predicted model, not a curated record. Gene Ontology annotation, molecular function: chitin binding. NCBI's taxonomy places the organism in Eukaryota, Metazoa, Brachiopoda, Lingulata, Lingulida, Lingulidae. Gene Ontology annotation, cellular component: extracellular region.